CCGAUAUUUAAAGACCCAUCUCUUCACGGUUUCGUUUCAGAAUGCGGCACCUCAUUAUCCAGAACUGUUUAAUAUUAAGAAUAGCUCAUAACGAAAUAUCAUCAUGAAGGAAGCCAUCGUCGCAAAUGGCCCGAAGGUCACAAUCCAGGACUCGCCUAUCCCGGAGCCGAAGCCAGAUGAAGUUGUCAUCAAGGUCGUAGUCAGUGGAUCGAACCCGAAGGAUUGGAAGGUGUCGAACUGGUGGCCCGACAAGGUGCUGAACCAGGGAGAUGACAUUGCAGGCAUCGUUCACAAGGUUGGCGAUGCUGUCUAUGAGUUUAAGCCUGGAGACCGAGUGGCAGCAUUCCACGAAAUGAUGACCCCAGGCGGAUCAUACGCCGAGUACGCCGUGGCUCCUGCGCAUACCACCUUCCACAUCCCGAAGGAAACGAGCUUUGAAGCCGCCGCCGCCAUCCCCCUCGCCUACAUGACCGCCGCCCUAGGUCUCUUUAUCCAGCUCGGCCUCCCAGAGCCCUGGCGCCCCGCCACCUCACCUACUCCCUUGGUAGUCUAUGGCGCCGCCUCAGCAGUGGGCUCUUACGCCAUUCAGCUCGCCAUCCAAGCUAACAUCCACCCGCUCAUCUGCGUAGCGGGAAAGUCGACGGCACACGUGGAAUCCCUCAUCGACCGUUCCAAGGGCGAUACCAUCGUGGACUAUCGCGAAGGCGCCGAAGCGCUCGUUGAGGGCAUCAAGAAAGCAGUACCUACCGGCAUUCAGCUCCUGUAUGCCUAUGACGCCGUUUCUGAAAAGGGAAGUUAUGUUACCCUGGGCAAAGUUCUCGACAAAGGGGGCAAGCUUACACUUGUGCUGCCGGCCCAGGAUUCGGCGGGUAUUGCCGAGCAUGUCGAGAUUUCAAAUACGAAGGUAAGCUCGGUGCAUGCCGAGGAUAAGGACUUUGGACAUGUGUAUUUCCGUUAUGUGGCGAGGGGCCUGCAGGAGGGUUGGUUUAAGCCGCAGCCGCAGGAGGUGAUUCCGGGAGGACUCGAGGGGAUUCAGAAGGCGUUGGAGAAUCUUAAGGAGGGAAGGGCGAAUGCAGUUAAGUACGUGUUUAGGAUUGGGGAGACGCCUGGGUUGAGUGGUUAAGGGUGAUUAGAAAUGCGGUCGUUAUAUGUAAGAGUCACUCACUCGGUCUGAUAUUAAGGUGUUGAGAUGACUUUAGUGUCCAUGAAUCGUCGAAACUCUUGAUAUUCACCCUCGACUCUUCCUAGACAUGAUACGAAGUGCUCUGUCAAGCCUUGCACCAUCACAGAUCGGUCGUUGAACAUGCGACAACAUGCAAAUAUUGUACUGUACUAGGUAUUGACCAUAAUUCUUAUACAGGAUAUACUUUGUAUAUUGUUUCUACUGUCCCUAAGCAGGCGAGAACUAGUUGUCUAAAUCAAGGUAUAAC
Pseudomassariella vexata is the source of this 1430-nucleotide messenger RNA. RefSeq names its product chaperonin 10-like protein. Bases 104 to 1123 code for a protein of 339 amino acids. The record is from RefSeq and is a predicted model, not a curated record. Gene Ontology annotation, molecular function: oxidoreductase activity, acting on NAD(P)H. The transcript is spliced from 4 exons. Lineage: Eukaryota; Fungi; Ascomycota; Sordariomycetes; Amphisphaeriales; Pseudomassariaceae.